Molecule: messenger RNA, 774 nt
Organism: Ascochyta rabiei
Lineage: Eukaryota; Fungi; Ascomycota; Dothideomycetes; Pleosporales; Didymellaceae
Exons: 2
Coding region: 1-774 (257 amino acids)
Cellular component (GO): mitochondrial large ribosomal subunit
Molecular function (GO): structural constituent of ribosome
Source: RefSeq, a predicted model, not a curated record
AUGGCAGCGCACCCCUUCACGGCCACGGCCAUCGCCCUCGCCAUCGCCCUCGCCCUCGCCCUCGCCCUCGCCGCCGUCGACGCCCAACCCUCGCAGCCUUCGACGCCCAGCCCUUCGUCCCGUGUCGAAUUGCUCAAUGGCGGCCAGCAUGUCGGCCAGCAUCCCGCGCUCGUCCCCCGCGUGCAGUGCCGCCACGAAUCCACGGCCCGCCGACACAAGAAGCUCCUCGCGCUGCCCGAGGCCCCCUCCUACACGCCCUCGCGCUCGGAGCCCUCGCUCGUCUUCAACCCGCCCUCGUCUGCGCCGAGCGUCUACCACACGCCGCUCAAGUUCCUGCCCAAGGACGACAAGCGGCGACAGCUGUACAGCGCCGCCCUGAGCUACGCUAACACCACGGCCCUCCGCCGACAGUCGUCCCCCGUCGCCGCCCCCGGCACGCCGCUGUCGACGGGCUCACACCUGCCUCCCCGCCCGAGCGCGAGCCUGCCUGCCCCCGUCCGGGCGCCGUACGAGAAGAAGUACCACCUCGACGACGCCCAGAUCCAAGAGAUACGGAAUCUGCGCCUCGGCGACCCGGACAAGUGGACACGCGUCAAGCUGGCCGAGAAGUUUGGCUGCAGCCAGUUCUUCGUCGGCAUGGUCGUCAAGGUGCCCGAGAAGGCCGAGAGGGUCAGCCAGGAGCACGCCGCGGCCCGGGAGAAGUGGGGGAAGCGGAGGAAGAUGGCGCGUGAGGAGCGCGAGAGGCGGAAGGUGCUCUGGGGGCGGGAUCUCUAG